CCGAAGGUCCGAUGGGCACUGCUGAAGAACAUUUCAAGCCUUACGACCACCAAAACUUCGAGAGUAAGCCAAGAGUUAGCAAGCCAUUCAGCAGCAAAAAAACUGUCUGAUAUCUUCUGCCGCAUUCCGCAUCGAUUGAUCUGCUAGCAUGAAAGUGCCACACGCUACUUGCGCCUCAGCUUCCCCUUUAAUAAUCUCUCACGUCUGUCAAAACAGACGCUUGUCCAGACUUAUUAUAACGAAGAGCAUACCUCAGCCUAGGAUGCCAUCCCAAUGCCUGCUACUUGGAUCCUUAUUUCUGCGUUCGCCGUUGCCUUGUUGGGUUACUUCAUCUCUUCAAGAACCGUUGGCAAGCGGAAUGGCGCACAUCUACCCCCUGGUCCAAUCGGAUUACCUCUCAUUGGAAAUAUCCUCCAGUUGCGAGGUUCCCAACAUCACCUUACCCUCAGUCGGCUGAGGAAAAUAUAUGGUGACCUGUUUCGCUGUUCCGUCUUCGGACGAGACAUCAUUAUUAUCAGCUCGGAGAAGGUUGCCCGAGAUCUCCUCGAUAAGCGUUCGACCAAGUUUUCCGGCAGACCGUCGGCAGCUGGAUAUAGCGCGAUGGGUCUCGAAUUCAAUACGGGUUUUAUCGGAUAUACUGACACUUGGCGACUGCACCGACGUUUCUACCACGAGGCAUUGCGGCGUGACGUUGUGUCACGAUAUCAUUCGGUUCAGUUGAGACAAGCUCAUGCCCUCAUAGUAAACAUUGCUGCUCAGCCCGAAGGCUACGAGAAACAUCUUCAAACGUUCUCGGCCUCGGUGAUUUUGUCUGCAGUAUAUGGGUAUGACGCUGUCCAGAAAGACGAUGCACUAGUGGCCAUGGUGGAGCACGUCGACAAGCUCAUUGCGGAACGAGUCUUUUCGUUCGAAGUGCUACUCGCUUCCGGACUUCCUUUCUUGCUUACCACGCCGACGUGGGUACCAGACUUUGGCGUCAAAAGGGCUUUAUCCCUUGUACGUGAAGUCGUCCAGAAGACAACAGCGGCGCCUUUCGAGUAUACACAGACUACUUUGGCGAAUAAAACUGGAAAUCAUUCAAUGGUGGGAGAUAUCCUUCGAAAAUGGGAGGACCAGAGUCCGCCGCAAGACACCGUCGAAGCGCUCAAGAAUGCGGCAUUUACCGCUUAUACUGCUGGCGCGGAGACGACACAGUCAACGCUGUUGACAUUCGUGUACGCAAUGCUCAUGAAUCCCGAAGUUCAAGCUCGCGCGCAAGAACAAAUCGAUGCAGUGGUGCAAGCCAAGCGAUUGCCUGAUCUUAACGACCGGCUGUUUUUGCCCUUGGUAGACGCGAUUCUUAGAGAGACCAUACGGUGGAUGCCUUCUGCGCCCAUAGGUUUGCCCCGUAGCACAACGGAGGAUGACGUUUAUGAAGGAUAUUUCAUCCGCAAAGGAAGCUUCGUGGUCGUUAAUAUCUGGGAAAUCUUCCACGAUGCUACGAGAUACACCGAUCCCAUGAGUUUUAAUCCAAACCGCUUCCUCCGCCCGGACGGUACUUUGACAGACGACACGUCCUACACGAUGAUAUUCGGCUUUGGACGGCGCGUAUGUCCAGGGCAAUACUUUGCGGAUAACUCAUUGUGGCUUGUUGUGGCCAGUAUGCUCGCCAUGUUCAAUAUAUCCAAGGCAAAGGACGACGAGGGAGAAGAGAUGGAGCCUGAUCCACAUUGGGUCAGCGGUAUCACCCAGUGA
Coniophora puteana RWD-64-598 SS2 is the source of this 1734-nucleotide messenger RNA. RefSeq names its product cytochrome P450. The record is from RefSeq and is a predicted model, not a curated record. Gene Ontology annotation, molecular function: oxidoreductase activity, acting on paired donors, with incorporation or reduction of molecular oxygen; monooxygenase activity; heme binding. Lineage: Eukaryota; Fungi; Basidiomycota; Agaricomycetes; Boletales; Coniophoraceae. The coding region runs from base 274 to 1734 and encodes 486 amino acids. The transcript is spliced from 11 exons.